UGUUUUUUUUCCAUCUUUCUGUUGGCUGAACAGUCAGACUUCCCUCCUUCUCAUCUCAGCCACAGACAGACCAUCAUAGAAAUAUGUUUGACGCCUGGGUCUUAUUGUUUCUUCCCCUGUUAGGGGCAAGGGCGUUCAUGAUCCACAACACCCAGUGCAGCCUGUGUCUGGAGGAAUCAGCAGCUAUAGGUGAAGUCCUGCUGAAGAGCUGCAACCUGGACUCACAGUCUCAGCAGUGGAUCUGGAAUGAUCGGGGCAUGCUGAUGUGUGUUGUGUCGUCCAGAUGUUUGUCAGCCCUGCAGAGAGAGCCUGUCCGGACUCGGUCCUGCUGGGGGUCAGAGGUGGAUGCAACAGGGUUGAUAUGGGACUGUGACAGGGGCAGACUGAUCAGCAGGAACACUUCAAUGCUGCUAUCAGUAGAUGGCUCGCGUCUUAUUCUCACACAUGACAGUAAAGAGUCAAAGUGGAGAUCUCUGGAUGAGGGGGACAUCUGCCAAGAAAAGCUCAGAUCCAGGAGGGCAUCUGAUGAUCCAGACGAGUUUGAGGCUGCAGGGAAGACAGGCGAGCAGGCUUCCAUGACGGAGGAACAGAGAGAAUACCUCCGCUGGUACUAUCGCACUGAGGACGCAACCACAUGGAAGUUUGUGCUGCUGGGACUGGCCCUCGUCUGCCUUCUUGUUGGUUUUUUGCUGCUGGGAAUGGGAGCCAUGGCCAACAAAAACAGAAAGAAGAUUGCCAAGUACAAGGCAGCAGCUGCUGCUGUUGCUCAGAAAGGUGAGGAGCUGCAGAGCAUUUCACUGCUCAGAGAUGACAGCAGCAGCAAACCGUCACCAUCACUCGACAGGCUGAUGCAGGGAAACAAACCCUCCCCGUCCAACGGGGAGGCGAGUGAGCUCAAAGCAGGAAACAUCGUGGUCACGUGGAAAGACGGCAACACCUCCAGCCUGUACUCCGAUCCCGCAGCAGAGGAGGAGAAACAGGAGGAGGAGGGCUCAGCUGAUGAAGAAGUGAAGACGAUGGAGUGAAGAGUUCACAUUCCAGCCUGUAACACACUGUUGGACUUUACCAUGCUCCCUCUUGUUAGCAGCUUCCAUCACAUAUGGUUAAAGCCACCACCACACACUGCUCCACCCGCAGGAUGCUAACAUAAUGUACAACUUUGGUGCACUGCUAAUACUAUGAAGUUACAAAGCAUUACAUGUGUAAAAGCUGCUGUCUCCCUACAUUCACAGCAGUCUGACAGUCCAACAGAUGAAUCAAUUCCUGAAAAUGUUAUAAAAAGGUCUGUAGAUCCAAAACAAUCCAUUAGUUAGAAUGUAUGCAGGAUGUUAAAGAGAUAUACCAUAUGUGUGACAUGAGGAAGCUUAUUUCUUUGGCUAAUAAUAAUAAGUAUUGCUAACACUAAUAAAAUUCUCCUACACGAUAAA
Sebastes umbrosus (honeycomb rockfish) is the source of this 1427-nucleotide messenger RNA. Its product is annotated as solute carrier family 51 subunit beta. Gene Ontology annotation, molecular function: protein heterodimerization activity; transmembrane transporter activity. The coding region runs from base 84 to 1025 and encodes 313 amino acids. Gene Ontology annotation, cellular component: plasma membrane. The record is from RefSeq and is a predicted model, not a curated record. The transcript has 6 exons. Lineage: Eukaryota; Metazoa; Chordata; Actinopteri; Perciformes; Sebastidae. Gene Ontology annotation, biological process: bile acid and bile salt transport.